Messenger RNA from Mangifera indica (mango), 1519 nucleotides. RefSeq names its product protein UNUSUAL FLORAL ORGANS. Gene Ontology annotation, molecular function: protein binding. NCBI's taxonomy places the organism in Eukaryota, Viridiplantae, Streptophyta, Magnoliopsida, Sapindales, Anacardiaceae. The coding region runs from base 193 to 1512 and encodes 439 amino acids. The record is from RefSeq and is a predicted model, not a curated record. The transcript has a single exon.
AAAACAAAACCCUAAAAACACACGGCAAGUUUCAGAUUCAAGCGUCUUUCUUCUAAACAAAGUUAUUUUACAUCAUUGUCUUGGCUGAAUAUGACAAAUCCUUCAAGAAAAUGACCUAAAUAUUGGUCUUUCCUUAGUGAAAACAUCAAUAUUUCUUUCUUUUUGUUGAGUUUCAAGUUAUAAUUAAGUUUAAUGGAAGCUUUUAACCCUUCUAUGGCUUUACCUUUCUCCUAUACUUUCACUAGUGGCAGUAGCACUGGUUCUGCUACCAGCCACUCUGCCAUAACUGGUCCCUGGAUGGACGCGAGGAUCUGGAGUAAGCUUCCUCAGAGGCUACUCGAUCGUGUGCUUGUGUUCCUUCCACCUCCAGCCUUCUUUAGAGCCCGUGCUGUGUGUAAAAGAUGGUACGGGCUCUUGUUUUCCAACAGUUUUCUUGAACUUUACAUCCAGAUUUCACCUCAGCACCACUGGUUCCUCUUUUUCAAACACAAAACCGCCAAGAGCUUCUUCUACAGAAGCAAUACAAGCGGCGGUGGCAAUGGUGAUAACACUAGAGCCACUGCUCUUGAAGGAUAUCUCUUUGACCCUCAUGAGAUUAGAUGGUAUAGAGUUUCUUUUGCCCUUCUCCCUUCCGGGUUCUCUCCGGCGUCUUCCUCUGGUGGACUCAUUUGUUGGGUUUCUGAUGAAGCCGGUGCCAAAAGUCUCAUUCUUUGCAACCCACUCACUGGUUCACUCAGCCAAUUGCCACCCACUUUAAGGCCACGUCUCUUCCCUUCAAUUGGCCUCAAAGUUAGCCCUUCUUCCAUCGAUGUCGCCGUUGCAGGAGAUGACUUGAUUUCUCCCUAUGCAGUGAAAAACUUGUCCACCGAAAGCUUUCACAUCGAUGCAGGUGGAUAUUACUCUCUCUGGGGAACAACUUCAUCUCUUCCCCGUCUUUGCAACCUCGAAUCCGGCCGCAUGGUGCAAGUUAAUGGAAAAUUUUACUGUAUGAAUUACAGUCCUUUCAGUGUUCUUGCGCAUGACAUUUCCGUAAAUUCCUGGUUCAUCAUUCAAGCUCCAAUGCGGAGGUUUCUUCGUUCACCGAGCUUAGUGGAGAGCCGAGGCAAGCUGAUCCUCGUGGCGGCGGUAGAAAAGAGCAAGCUGAAUGUUCCAAAAAGCCUCCGCCUCUGGUGCCUGCAAGGCUGUGGCUCGACAUGGGUUGAAAUCGAGAGGAUGCCACAGCAACUGUAUGUUCAGUUUGCAGAGAUGGAAGGCGACGAUGGGUUCGACAGCAUUGGGCAUGGGGAUUUUAUUGUGCUGGUGAUUAAGGGGUCGAACAAGGCCUUACUGUUUGAUAUUUCUAUGAAGAGGUGGCAGUGGGUGCCUCCGUGUCCUUAUCUCUGUGGCGUCGGCGGUGGUAGUUACGGAGGAGAAGGUGAGUUGCAUGGCUUCGCUUAUGAGCCGAGACUUGCAACACCCGUGACUGGACUACUUGAUCAGUUGUCACUUCCAUUUCCACCUUUCAGUGCUUAAUUAUUAA